Molecule: messenger RNA, 930 nt
Organism: Melampsora larici-populina 98AG31
Lineage: Eukaryota; Fungi; Basidiomycota; Pucciniomycetes; Pucciniales; Melampsoraceae
Exons: 5
Coding region: 1-930 (309 amino acids)
Molecular function (GO): protein binding
Source: RefSeq, a predicted model, not a curated record
AUGACUCAAGAUCAACCUGCUAACUCAGACACCAUUUAUCUCAAUCACAUCAUCUCGCAAAUUCACUCUAAUCUUUCCCUUCUCUUGUCUCAAGACAAGAUAUCUAAUACCGAUGUCGCUUUCAUCAAAGCUAAACUGCCGGCCCUAGCGUCGAACCAAUCAGCCACUCAAGAUGCUCGCACAUCUAUGCCUUCUAUUCCAACAAGUCAAUAUCAACAGCCAGUUGCUAUGCCCGUCAGUCAGCCAGCCCCUCCAACUCAACCGAACCCUCCGUCAUCAAAUCAAACAAACCCCACCGGUGGUCAGAAAUCAAAUGACAACUAUAAGAGGGCCAAGGCUGUAUGGACGUACUCAGGAUCUGCUCCAGACGAUUUGAGCUUCCAGAAGGGCGACAUCAUAGUCAUUCUAGCUGAAGAGAACGCAGACUGGUGGAGAGGAGAGCAUGUUGAUGUCAUCCCAUCAUCCAACGAGCCAGCUGUUAUGCAACCACCAGUCAACAAUCAAACUUCUGCGCAGCCGUACAGUCAGUAUCAACACAACCCACCUCCUACGCAAUAUGCCCCACCCAUGACGUCAAAUUAUUCGAACGGGCACCCGCAACCUUCAUACGCCCCAGCACCGCAUUGGCAAGCUCCACCGUAUCAUCAUGGUCAGUACCAAGGUGACAUCAAAGCUCCUCCAAUGUCAGGACACAUGGCCCCCCCACCCCUACAACAUACUCAAAGUGCUCCACCUACUCAAGUCGUGGUAGAGAAACCCAAGAAAAAACCUUUCCAAGGAAGACUUGGUCAAGCCCUUGUGGGAGGAGCUGGUUUCGGAGCUGGCUCUGCUGUAGCUAGUCACGUCGAAUUCCUUUGUAUAUGCGAAUUUACAAGCUUGUUAAUUGACAUUCGCGUCGCUGAGGGUGCCCACGUCGCUGAGAAUGCUUGA